Messenger RNA from Bombyx mori (domestic silkworm), 4994 nucleotides. Its product is annotated as mitochondrial protein C2orf69 homolog. Bases 194 to 1270 code for a protein of 358 amino acids. Gene Ontology annotation, cellular component: mitochondrion. Lineage: Eukaryota; Metazoa; Arthropoda; Insecta; Lepidoptera; Bombycidae. The record is from RefSeq and is a predicted model, not a curated record. The transcript is spliced from 10 exons.
GGACAUGUUAAGUCUAGUAGCUGUUUGUAGCUGCUCAGUUCCGCGGACAUAUUAAGUCUGGUAGCUGUUUGUAGCCGUUUAGUUCCGCGGACAUGUUAAGUCUAGUAGCUGUUUGUAGUGUAGCGAAUCACGUAUUAAAUUAUCAUUAAUUACACAAUAUUUUUCAAAAAAGGCUGGACAUCGUCCCUUAACGAUGAUGGAACAGAGAGUCGCUAGUGUGACUAGUGACGAGCAGUCGCCGCUGCGGUUACGACGUGUCUUUGGAUUUAAGGGUCGCGUGAACGACACCCUGUUCCACCCGGCAACGGUGCGCGUUGCACCCCAGCAACUUUUGGUCUAUUUCGGUGGUGACAUACAGGACUACCCAGAAAUAAUGGAGGCACAUCACGAGAACUGUAAAUACGUGAAGUGGAACCUCGAGAACGUGGCUAAGAUGCUCAGGAACAACUUCCCGACGAAGCACAUACUCAUAGUUAGGCCAUCUAGGAUAGAAUACAAAAGCUUCAGUUGCUACGACAACUUCGUUCCCAGCAACAACGCCGGCGUGCCGGAACACACCCCCACUCACAACGCCCUCCAACACCUGGAACGAUUAAUAAAAUCGGUUGGCGAACGUUUGAAAGAUGUGUCGAGUCCUCCUCCUCCUUCGCUCCCAGAAGAAUCUCAACCAGAACAGCCCAAUAAAUAUUCGUGCAGCUCACCAGAUGGAGCCUCAACCAGCAGAGCGGACCGAGCCGGGAGUCUGGGGGACGCGAGAACCGCGCCUUCUGAAAGCCCCGUAUCCUGGGAUAAACUGUCCCUGGAAGGCAGUCGCGUGACCCUGGUCGGGUUCAGCAAGGGCUGCGUGGUGCUCAAUCAGAUGCUGUACGAGUUUCAUUAUACGAGUACGUUGACCCCCUCGGACUCAAAGGCGCUCAGGUUCAUAAAUCGUAUAGAAGCUAUGUACUGGCUGGAUGGCGGCCACGCCGGCGGGAAGAACACUUGGAUCACAGCUAGGGGACUACUGGAAACCUUGUCUAGAUUAGAUAUGACCAUAUACGUCCACGUGAGCCCGUACCAAGUCAGGGACGAGAGCCGACCCUGGAUCGGGCGAGAGGAGAAAGCCUUCUCGACAUUACUUAAAACCUUUAGAGCGAGAAUACAUAGAUACAUGCAUGGCCGAUCGAAGUCUCCUCACUCGCUGGACAUGCAUUUCGAGGUGCUGGCCAACUUCAAGCAGGUCCAGGACCUCGACCCUCGACAGCAGGACUCUUCAGACGAGGAGAUAUAAGUCAGCUACGUAUCAGGGCUCCGGACGCCGGCGACCUGAAGACGGGAGCUGGUAUUGGGAAAUUGUAAUCCAAGUGAUGACAUUUUUUAAUUGCUGAAAAAAAAACGACAAAUUGAGGGUGAUCUCUGAAAACUGGUCUAAUUAAUAAAUGCAUUGAAAAAAAUCUGUAUAAUUAACAAGAAUGGAUGAGUUGAGUGAUUUCAAAAUGCUUGGCAAUACUUCAUGUCGGUUGUAAAUUUAUUGUAUAGAUAGCUGUUUAGUAUGUAAUUAUGAUUUUAUUUAUUUAUUUAUUUUGUAUACUAUAACCUGUCUUUAGAUAUUUACGUGUAGUGUUAAGAAAAACAAUAUCAUAGGUGGUGAGUACAUGACAAUGUCCAGUGACAUGUCCAUCUCAAGUAACCAUUUUAUUUUUUAUUCUAGUGGAUCUUGAGGCAUUGUUCUUCUAAGUCUUCUUGUAGUCAUCUGGUUGUGGUCUAUUAGAUGUUUAGCAAGGUUAUGUGGAUAGGGUUCGAAUUUUUCAUGAUAAAAUUCAGCUCUAUGGUUAUUUUCCCGCCAUGAGAAACUCCUUUGCCCCUCUCGUAGUAGACAGACCACUCAAUUGUCCGCGGCUGCGCUUGACAGUUGGUAACCAUAUUUGGAAGCCGCGUAUGGUGACGCAGAGCAAGUGCCAUUGGGAAUCGCCGGAUCUAUUCAGUGGGUCGCGGUUACGAUUCGAUAAUAAAUAAAUAAAUAUUUACUAACAAUCACGCCACGUUAACUGGUCCCGUGAUAAGUUCGUAAAGAACUUGUGUUAUAGGUACCAGAUAACGGAAAUAAAUGUAAGAUUUUUAUUAUAGUAGGUAAGCUCACGGGCAUCGAUAUAUUACCACUAGAUAACGCAUCACAUACAAAAACCAAACACAAAUAUGGCAUCGACUAACUGAUCUGACUACACCAUCAAGUGGAGAAAAACGAUGUAUAAUAUAAUAAUUGUAACCUAAACUAUGCCUUUUCCCCAAGCAAUAAAGUGCAGUUUAGAUUAUUUUAACAUUCACUUACGACCUUACGCCACGAAUGACAGAAAAAGAUAGUUUUUUACAAUAACUUUUAUUCCAAAUUUAACCUUAUCUCCCUAAAAAUAAAGCAAAAAUUUCAACGCAUAGCAUUUUCUUACGCCCUUUUAAACUUACGAUAUUAAGACUUUACUGCUCCGAACAGAGUAUUACGGAGUCGCACUUUAUACUUUUGGAGUUUACUCCUUUAGAAUCGAUUUACAUAUAUAGGCCCGGGGUAUGAAAAUUAUGGGGACCAAAAUCGUACUAGCAUGUCACACGAAAUGCGUUAUGCGCCUGAUUGCGCAUGUCACACGAAAUGCGUUAUCGCAGGUGACGCCGGGCUGCUGCGCCGGCAGUCCGCCACAAAGCCUCGUACUGAUCGCGCGUUUCUCUCAUUAUUGUAUUUUCAUAUAUUUGUUAGUCGUUUGUUUUGUGUCUCGUUAAUUUGUUAAUAAUCUGUAGUGUAUCGUGUUGUCGUAAUAUAGAACUAUUUCUCGUAUUGUUUCGUUUAAUUUUUUAUAUCCAGUAAACUCCAGUCGUGCGUCGGAGCGGACACACACACUUUUUUUGUAAGAAUAUUUUGAGUAAUUUAUUUUUUAUUAUGUUUUUUAUUCAUAUUCAUUCAAUUUUUUCAAUUUAAUUCCUUAUGAUUAACAACAAAUAUUGUAUAACUAUAGAUAAUUAUACAUAAGUUAGCUAUAUUGUACCUUGCACAUCGGUGGGGAAAAUGGAUAAGAGCUUUUUAAAUCACAACAAUAUAAUCCCCAUCAAAUUGUUUUAUUUAUUAAAUACAUGUCAGAUUCGGUAAAAUGGUCUGCACAAACCACACUGGAGCAAUUAGGUUUGAAAUAAUUGUUGCUUCUUUUUUCUUUUAUUACUCUGUUGUUAAAUCUGUAAAAAUGUAAAAACAAAUUCCAGUUUACAGAUUUCACUUCGCCGUCCGUUGUACAGACGUCUGUUGCAUUCGUAUCUGAUCUAGCGAUACACGGGGUGUUCGAAUCCCAGGCGGGUACCAAUUUUUCUAAUGAAAUACGCACUUAACAAAUGUUCACAAUUGACUUCCACGGUGAACGAAUAACAUCGUGUAAUAAAAAUCAAACCUGCAAAAUAAUUUGCGUAAUUACUGGUUGUAGGACCUCUUGUGAGUCCGCACGAGUAGGUACCACCACCCCACCUAUUUCUGCCGUGAAGCAGUAAUGCGUUUCGGUUUGAAGAGUGGAGCAGCCGUUGUAACUAUACUUGAGACCUUAGAAGUAUAUCUCAAGAUGGGUGGCGCAAAUGCGCAAAUGACAGCGUAAAUAGGCUGUAGAUGUCUAUGGGCUCCAGUAUAACCACUUAACUCCAGGUGGGUUGUGAGCUCGUCCACCCAUCUAAGCAAUAAAAAAUAAAAAAAUAUGUGACUCCACUACACUUGUUCUGAAAUAGCCCUAUUUCAUCCUUGUCUUGCAUGUAACCGUUAUUAUGUGUGCGAAAGAAAUAACUGCGAAGCAAAAUAAUAGGAUUUAAUUUCUUGAAGUACUAAUUUGGUAAGAAUAACUGAUUUAUUUCAAAUAUUUAUCACUAUCUGUUAAUAAAAAUUAUAAAACUUACCAAAAAUACUAAAUUUCAUGUUGUUUUCUCUUUAUAAGCGUGUUUUUUACAUCUUUUUACAGCGCAUUUUAUGAUCGUUUCCACUCGACGGUCGGCGUGACACUGACGGCAAAACAGUGCUUAAUAUGAAUCUAAGCACUGUUUUGUUUGGUUACUUUCGACGCCUUUACGCGGGAUCUAGUGGUAACAUAUCGAUGCUCACGGGGCUCAAACCUGAUGACUAUUUUAAGACUAUGUUAAGAGUAUCGAAUGCUUUCAUUAAAAAUAUAUAAAAAUAAACGCAUUAAUUAGUGAGGUAAAAUGUAUUAUUAGACAACAGGUAUAAACAACGAAACCUCUAGAACAGGGAUGGGCAAAUAUUUUGAUAGUCGGGCCACAUUGCAGAUGAAAAUUUGACCUCGGGCCAAACAGUUUUUUUUUCAAAUUUUAUAUUGUGCGACUAUUAUACAUACUUGUAAUUGUUCAAUUAUCAUAAUAUUUUCGAUCAGGAGGUGCUGAAAAGAGCGGUUGUCCGGGAGAAAAUUUUUGCUCCCACCGGCUCUAAUAACGUGUAUAAGUAUUGCUUAAUAUUUUAUCUAAAGAAAUUUAUGCACCAAUUUAUGUUAGACAAAAACUAAUAUUUGUGUUUUUAAUAAUAAUAUAUUCAAUGCUUCACGGGCCAGACCAAAUUCUACCGCCAUUUGCCCAGGCCUGCUCUAGAACCUACUGAAAGACCUUGGCUCUAGAGCCGGUUUUUAUCAAAUUUGAUUAAACUAGGAGGGGAAUGCUGAGGAUAGACGUGGAUGUUAUGUGCAUUUAAAGGGUCUCCCUAAACCCACACCAGGGUCAAAAUUCCAGUGGGAUUCUUCAGAUAAUUUCCUCUCUCUGCAACUCGAUGGACCGGACAUCCGUAGUGUGUGAACUAAGAUUUUCGUCUCAACGAUAUAUUGUUUUUUUUUUUAAUAAAAUGUAUAUUUUGUUUUAAUAUAUUAUAGCAUUAGCUAAGGUUCUGUAGGCGCGCUGUGGAACUCGGUCGGACGUGAUUAUAAGAUGUAUAAAAAUAUUUUAGAUACUUCUUUGAUUGUACUAAUUGAAAUCAAUAAAAAAUCCAUAACAUAUCA